GUAUGCUGAUAUUGGGCAAGUCGGUGGUGCGUAACAAGAGAUUCGGCCUCCUUCGAGACAACAGAGAAAUAGGGUUCUGCCCUCUGCCCGUGUCGGAGUUUUCAUUUCCUUGUUCCGAAUUCCUCCAUUACUCAUCACUCUGAAAAUGAGGCCGAUAUUGAUGAAAGGCCAUGAGAGGCCUCUCACUUUUCUCAAGUAUAAUAGAGACGGGGACUUACUUUUUUCAUGUGCCAAAGAUCAUAAUCCAACCGUCUGGUUCGCCGAUAAUGGAGAGCGCCUCGGCACUUAUCGCGGUCACAACGGCGCUGUUUGGUCCUGCGAUAUUUCUAGGGAUUCCACAAGGCUUAUAACUGGAAGUGCAGAUCAGACUGCAAAGCUAUGGGAUGUCAAAACGGGAACUCCACUCUACACGUUUAAUUUUGAUUCACCAGCUAGGUCUGUUGAUUUUGCAGUUGGUGAUAGGCUUGCUGUUAUAACAACAGAUCCUUUUAUGGGAUUGCCGUCUGCUAUUCACAUCAAGCGCAUUGCUAGAGAUCCGGAGGAUCAGACUGGUGAAUCAGUUCUCAUUCUUAAGGGGCCUCAGGGCAGAAUUAACAGAGCAGUUUGGGGACCUCUGAACAGGACCAUCAUAAGUGCUGGUGAGGAUUCUGUAAUUCGUAUCUGGGAUUCUGAGACGGGAAAAUUACUGAAAGAGUCUGACAAGGAGGACGGCCACAAAAAACCUAUUACAUCACUCUCAAAAUCCACAGAUGGUUCUCACUUUCUCACUGGUUCUUUAGAUAAAUCUGCCAAGCUUUGGGAUAUACGAACAUUGAAACUUAUCAAGACAUAUGUAACAGAACGUCCAGUAAAUGCGGUUGCCAUGUCUCCACUUCUUGAUCAUGUGGUUCUUGGAGGUGGUCAGGAUGCAUCAGCUGUCACCACAACUGAUCAUCGUGCUGGAAAAUUUGAAGCUAAGUUCUAUGACAAGAUCCUUACAGAAGAAAUUGGAGGUGUGAAAGGCCACUUUGGACCAAUAAAUGCCUUGGCAUUUAAUCCUGAUGGUAAAAGUUUCUCAAGUGGAGGCGAAGAUGGAUAUGUGAGGCUGCACCAUUUUGAUCCAGAUUACUUUAAUAUCAAGAUUUAAACAUGAAGUUUUUGGAUUUUGUAGUUUGUCUUCUAUUGGUUUCAUGUAAUGAUGUAGUUUUGAAAGAUUGGGUUGCGAUUUUUCCAUUGGAGCAGAACUGUCCAAGGCUACAAAAUUUAUUCUUUUCUCUAUAAUCUUCUUCUUUCUUUUCCCCUA
Sesamum indicum (sesame) is the source of this 1282-nucleotide messenger RNA. RefSeq names its product eukaryotic translation initiation factor 3 subunit I. The record is from RefSeq and is a predicted model, not a curated record. Gene Ontology annotation, cellular component: eukaryotic translation initiation factor 3 complex, eIF3m; cytoplasm. NCBI's taxonomy places the organism in Eukaryota, Viridiplantae, Streptophyta, Magnoliopsida, Lamiales, Pedaliaceae. Gene Ontology annotation, biological process: cytoplasmic translational initiation. Gene Ontology annotation, molecular function: protein binding; translation initiation factor activity; RNA binding.